AGAUCAACAAAAUAUCCAGAAAUUGAACAAUCAUUAGCACUCUGGAUUGAUCAGGCAGCAAGUGAUAAUUGUACUUUAUCUGGGCAUAUUGUUAUUUCAAAAGCUAAAGUUUUUGCCCAACAUUUUCAGAUAAAUGACUUCAAAGGAUCAAAUGGGUGGUUUGAUAGAUUUAAAAGACAAUACAAUAUUUCUGAACAUGUUCGUUGUGGUGAGGCAAAUUCCGCAUCUUUGGAAGAAUUAAUUGAUGCAUAUGACAAUAAGAUUAAUCAACAAAUACCUGUACCAAAACUUACAAUAUUUGAUGCUAUUUCUUUUACUGCAGAAGCAUGGAACCUUGUUUCACCUAGUACAAUUGUUUCAUGCUGGUCUAAAGUUGAUAUCCUUCCUUCUUCGGAAAAUAUUGAAGAUUAUUUAAUUUUACCAUCUGAUGAUGAUACAGAUUCAAUCCAAGAAAUGAUUGGUUGUUUUAAUUUUGAUGAUCCAUUAUCUGCUAAUGACUACAUAGAAAUAGAUUUGAGAUUGCAAAAUCAGGAUAAAUUAGCUGAUCAAGAAAUCAUUGAACUAGUUAAAGGGAAGGAAGCGAUUGAAGAAGAAGAAGAUAACCAAUUUCAAGUUUCUGAAGAUAAAAUAACUAUGGACCAGGCUAUGGAAUCGAUUGAAAGGCUCCAAUUUUUUCUAAUGCAAGAAGAAAGAGGAAUGGGUAUUAGUGAGAGUUUCCUGCGUGAAUUAAACAAAUUUAAAAGAGAAUUAAAGAAAGAAAUUUUUGUGUCAAUGGCUCAAACAGAAAUUGAUACAUAUUUUAGUUAA
Messenger RNA from Entrophospora sp. SA101, 807 nucleotides. The record is from the annotation of a GenBank genome assembly. NCBI's taxonomy places the organism in Eukaryota, Fungi, Glomeromycota, Glomeromycetes, Entrophosporales, Entrophosporaceae.